This is a messenger RNA of Hypoxylon trugodes, 896 nucleotides long. RefSeq lists its product as uncharacterized. The coding region runs from base 21 to 527 and encodes 168 amino acids. Gene Ontology annotation, molecular function: transferase activity, transferring alkyl or aryl (other than methyl) groups. The record is from RefSeq and is a predicted model, not a curated record. The transcript has 2 exons. Lineage: Eukaryota; Fungi; Ascomycota; Sordariomycetes; Xylariales; Hypoxylaceae. Gene Ontology annotation, cellular component: membrane.
UACUGCUUCGCAUACCACUUAUGUUUUCUUGGUUAUGGCUGCACCUAUUAGCCGAGGAUCUCGCCAAUCAGCGACUACCCGACUCUAUUCUUGAGGAUAACGUGAAUAGACCAUGGCGGGCAAUACCUACCAAGCGCCCAACGCCCUCGGAGGCGCGAGAAUUUCUCCGUGCUACAGUUUGGUUUACAAUUGGUAGUAGUUGGCUCAUGGGCAGCUUCCUGCCUAGUGUCUCGCUGAUCACUAUGAUAUAUCUAUACAACGACUUGUAUGGUAGCAGCGCCGGCCCGCUAGAACGCCAUGUUAUCAACGCCGCGGCGUUAUGUUUCUUUGGAUGGGGCGCUGUCGCGACUCUUCUCGGCGGCAACUUCAGUACUGAGGGGACCAAAUUGCUCGUUCAAUGGAUGGCCAUCUCGUUUUCGAUAGUUGUCACCACAAUCCAAGCCCAGGACUUCCCUGAUAUUGCAGGAGAUGAAGCCCGAGGGAGACAAACCGUGCCGUUGAUUUACGGCCAGAAGUUUUCACGUUGAUGGAUGUCAUUAUUUGUACUAGGCUGGACCAUUUUCUGCCCCCUAUUCUGGAAUGUCACAGUAUUUGGCUGGUUGCCAGUACUAUUUACCGGAGGUUUCAUAUCUGUUAUGACUCUCCUACGUUGGGACCAGCAGUCUGAUGAGAUGGUAUGGAAGAUGUGGUGUGCCUGGGCGAUUGUGCUUUAUCUGCUAGGCAGAUAAGUUAGAUAAUCUGCGGCGAAAGGAGUUCUGAAUAGAGGCAUCUCAUGAGGCAAACCAUAUGAGGGGGUUAAUACCUCUGUUGUUGCGCGAAGAGAUCGCAAGUAACUGCUACGGGAACUAUCGUAUACAUAUACGAAUGGCUUCUUUGUUCUAAGGGCUCCCUUGCCC